Cicer arietinum (chickpea) is the source of this 3223-nucleotide messenger RNA. Its product is annotated as cycloartenol synthase. Gene Ontology annotation, biological process: triterpenoid biosynthetic process. Gene Ontology annotation, molecular function: intramolecular transferase activity. The record is from RefSeq and is a predicted model, not a curated record. Gene Ontology annotation, cellular component: lipid droplet. NCBI's taxonomy places the organism in Eukaryota, Viridiplantae, Streptophyta, Magnoliopsida, Fabales, Fabaceae.
ACACUCCACACACACACAUGCUCCUUCUCUCUCUCAAUAUCUUGCAUUAGCUAAUAAUAAAACUCUUUUUUCACAUUUCUCUAUUCUUAAAUAUAAAAUCUUUUUAGAUACCUUUCAGACUCUUUUCCAAAAUAUAUAUAUUUUUAUAUUAUUAUUAAUGAAAAAAAUAAACUUGGAAUGCAUUUAUAUAAAAAUGUAAUUUAUUAAUAAUGAUAUAUAAAUGAAAGUUGUAGUCCUCCAUAGCAAUGGCAAGCAAUUACUAAAAAGCAUUCCGAAUCUGAUUACUUAAUUAGUUAGUAGUAUAAUUAUUGUAAUCUUUGAUUGCAAAUCACAUCACUAAACACGGCAAUCUGUUGUUGAUUAGAAGAAAAUGUGGAAGCUGAAGGUUGCAGAGGGAGGAAGUCCAUGGCUUCGUACAUUGAACAAUCACGUUGGAAGACAGAUAUGGGAGUUCGAUCCUCACCUUGGAUCCCCACAAGAUCUCUUCGACGUUGAAACUGCUCGCCGCAAUUUUCACGAUAAUCGCUUCACCCACAAACACAGCUCCGAUCUACUCAUGCGCCUUCAGUUUGCAAAAGAGAACCCAAUCGACCAAUUAUUGCCCAAAGUCAGAGUCAAAGAUGUCGAGGAUGUAACUGUAGAGACUGUCACAACAACAUUAAGAAGGGCCAUGAGUUUCUAUUCAACUCUCCAGAGUCAUGAUGGACACUGGCCAGGAGAUUAUGGAGGUCCAAUGUUUCUUAUGCCUGGCUUGGUAAUUGCUCUAUCUGUCACUGGGGCUCUGAAUGCAGUCUUAACAGACGAGCAUAGAAAGGAAAUGUGCCGUUACCUCUAUAAUCAUCAGAACAAGGAUGGUGGGUGGGGUUUGCAUAUUGAAGGUCCAAGCACCAUGUUUGGUUCUGUUUUGAGUUAUGUUACUCUACGAUUGCUUGGUGAGGGGCCUAAUGACGGAGAAGGUGAAAUGGAGAAGGCACGCGACUGGAUUCUUGCUCAUGGUGGUGCUACUUUUAUAACAUCAUGGGGAAAGAUGUGGCUUUCAGUACUUGGAGUGUAUGAAUGGUCUGGAAAUAAUCCCCUGCCUCCUGAGAUAUGGCUCCUUCCAUACAUGCUUCCAGUUCAUCCAGGAAGGAUGUGGUGUCACUGCCGGAUGGUCUAUUUGCCAAUGUGCUACUUGUAUGGCAAGAGAUUUGUUGGUCCAAUCACGCCAACAAUAUUAUCUUUGAGAAAAGAGCUUUAUACCACAGCAUACCAUGAUAUAGACUGGAAUCAGUCUCGCAAUUUGUGUGCAAAGGAAGACUUAUACUAUCCUCACCCACUUGUGCAAGAUAUUCUUUGGGCAUCUCUACACAUGUUCGUUGAGCCUAUUUUCAUGAACUGGCCUGGCAAAAAGUUGAGAGAAAAGGCUCUUAAGACUGUAAUCGAGCAUAUACAUUAUGAAGAUGAGAAUACUCGUUAUAUUUGCAUAGGUCCUGUAAAUAAGGUGUUAAAUAUGCUUUGCUGUUGGGUAGAAGAUCCAAAUUCAGAGGCCUUCAAGCUGCAUCUUCCUAGGAUCUAUGAUUAUCUAUGGGUUGCUGAAGACGGCAUGAAAAUGCAGGGAUACAAUGGAAGUCAACUAUGGGAUACUGCAUUUGCUGCCCAAGCAAUUAUUUCAACUAACCUAAUUGAUGAAUUCGGUCCAACUCUAAGAAAAGCUCAUACAUACAUUAAGAACUCACAGGUUUUAGAAGAUUGUCAGGGUGAUCUUAGUAAAUGGUACCGUCACAUUUCAAAAGGUGCUUGGCCUUUUUCAACUGCAGAUCAUGGAUGGCCAAUAUCUGACUGCACAGCUGAAGGACUGAAAGCUGCUCUAUUGCUAUCUAAAAUUACGCCGGAGGUUGUUGGUGAACCUUUGGAUGCAAAAAGAUUAUAUGAUUCUGUAAAUGUCAUUCUCUCAUUACAGAAUGAAGAUGGUGGCUUUGCAACAUAUGAGCUCACGCGUUCUUAUAACUGGUUGGAGAUAAUCAAUCCUGCUGAAACGUUUGGCGACAUCGUCAUUGAUUAUACCUAUGUGGAAUGUACUUCAGCAGCAAUUCAAGCUUUGACAACAUUUAGGAAACUAUUUCCUGGGCAUCGUCAAGAAGAAAUACAAUGCUGUAUAAAAAAAGCUGUAGACUUUAUUGAAAAAAUACAAGCUUCAGAUGGAUCAUGGUAUGGUUCAUGGGGAGUUUGCUUCACUUAUGGCACUUGGUUUGGGGUAAAAGGGCUGAUUGCUGCUGGAAAGAGUUUCGAUAAUUGCUUAAGCAUACGUAAAGCUUGUGAAUUUCUGCUGUCUAAACAGCUCCCGUCUGGUGGUUGGGCGGAGAGUUAUUUGUCAUGUCAAAACAAGGUGUACUCAAAUUUGGAAAACAACAGGUCCCAUGUAGUAAACACUGGCUGGGCUAUGCUGGCUCUCAUUGAUGCUGAACAGGCUAAGAGAGAUCCAACACCACUGCAUCGUGCAGCUGUAUUCUUGAUAAAUUCCCAAAUGGAGAAUGGUGACUUUCCGCAAGAGGAAAUAAUGGGAGUCUUCAACAAGAAUUGCAUGAUCACUUAUGCUGCUUACAGAAACAUAUUCCCCAUUUGGGCGUUGGGAGAAUACCGUCAACGUGUAUUGCAGGCCUCUUAGCCGACCUCUUAACCAAUGUUUGGAUCUGCUUUUGCAAUUAAAAUCUCACUUUCCAAUGCGCCUUUAACGUGAAAAUUGUGAAGCUAGAAAGUCUAGCUUUUAUCUCAUCGCACGGCUGCGGACCAGUAACUGUGGAAACAAACACCUACUUAAUCUCGUUUUAGUUAGGAUGGCAUCCAAAUAAUUAUCAUUCUCCAUGGUUCUUUCUCUUCCGGAAAAAGUUUAUGACUUAUGAGUUUGGUAUCUUGCUAACCAGAGCAAACUUGUGCGGAGGAUCGAAGUGUAUAAGCUCUUUCUAUUACUCGUUAGCGGCUCUAUAGUCUCUUUGCUUUCCCUGUAGCAGAUGAACUAAAUAUAUAGAAAAACGUUUGUGCCGUCCUUCUUUUUAGCACAAGGAGCACAGUUAUGUAAUGUCUGAGAAAUGUGUGGGGUCAAAAAGAAAAAUUUGUGCAGUUGAUCCAAUGGACAGGGAAGAAAUUUUAACGUGGUUGUUUUGUAAGGAGAAAGGAAGAAAAAAAAAUUGAGUUUGCUUAAAAUAAAAUUUAUUUUAAUCAUGAUUAAAAAGAUCAUUUAUAUUAA